This is a messenger RNA of Metarhizium brunneum ARSEF 3297, 1509 nucleotides long. RefSeq names its product Histone-lysine N-methyltransferase, H3 lysine-79 specific (gene DOT1). Gene Ontology annotation, molecular function: histone H3K79 methyltransferase activity; histone binding. Gene Ontology annotation, cellular component: nucleus; nucleosome. Gene Ontology annotation, biological process: subtelomeric heterochromatin formation; DNA damage checkpoint signaling; regulation of transcription regulatory region DNA binding. The record is from RefSeq and is a predicted model, not a curated record. NCBI's taxonomy places the organism in Eukaryota, Fungi, Ascomycota, Sordariomycetes, Hypocreales, Clavicipitaceae.
AUGCCUCUCCUCGGCGGCAAGGGCAACAAGUUCAAGGUUGACCCGCCCAAGAUCCGGAUCGAAAAGGUUAUUGUCGAACGUGCCCCGACCCCGAGCAAACCAAAGCCGAAAUCUCGCCCCGGCCCGGCCUCCGCGGGAGCCUCGUCAUCGCGCUCGUCUCCCGUUUACCGUCCGUCGCCUAAGCCUUCGGCUGUCCGCUACGCCAGUCAUUCGCCUAAUCCUUCAUCAUCUGACGAAAAGCGACUUGAUCGGAAGCGCAAGACGGGCACUGUCUCCUCCACGACACGGUCCCCCGCGAGCGAGCGUAUAACGUUUGACAAGGAUAGCGACGCCGAGGAUGAUGGCUGGAUGAAUUUGGAUACCCGCAAGAGGCAGCGAAGAGGCAAUUCCGAGGAUAAGCACCUGGAUUCCAACCGCAAGCUUAGACACUUCCGGGCUUUUGAGGGACGCAACGACAAUCUGAAAUUUGUCCACGCCGUUGAGGUCGCUUCGCUGGAAGAGAAAUGCGUGCCUGUCAUGGGUGCGCAAAAGGAGGAUGUUGCCAUAGAGUUGCAGUAUCCCAGUUUGCAGCCUAGAGAGAAGUUUGAGCUUGUCUGGGGCAAGGAUAAAAUAGACGCGGUUGAGGCUAGUAUAAGAAUCGUUCGCCAUGUCGCCGAAACAUAUCUCACCGAAGAUGAAGCUGAACCGUUCACUAACCACAAUACGGGUCUUAUUCGACGUUUGGAAAAGGCGUCAAAUCGGAACAUUCAAGACCUGGCUGGUUUCAAAGCUGCAAUCCACGAAUACAAUGAGACUUUACUAGGAAUGGUCGAGGAUGGAAUCAUUGCAAAAAACCUUGAUAAGAUGCACGAACUACCACGACAAUUUGUGGCUUUUAUUCUGGAUCAAGUCUAUGAUCGAACGGUUGCUCCCAAAGUCGAACUGCUGUCAAAGUACGAAAAUGGCACCGAUUAUGUCUAUGGAGAACUUCUGCACCCUUUCAUAUCAAAGCUUCUAGUUGAACAGACCAAGAUGACGUCGGAUCAAGUCUUUGUGGAUUUGGGAUCCGGGGUUGGGAAUGUCUGCUUACAAGCUGCAUUGGAAAUCGGAUGUGAAAGCUGGGGUUGCGAAAUGAUGGAAAACGCCUGCAAUCUGGCCGAUGCCCAGAUCAAAGAGUUCGAGGCCAGAUGUAUGCUGUGGGGAAUCAAGCCUGGCAAGUCUCACCUCGAGAGAGGCGACUUUCGCAAGAACACCGCCAUACACGAGGCCCUGAAACGAGCCGAUGUCGUUCUCGUCAACAACAAAGCCUUUACAUCUCAGCUGAACGAUGACUUGGUGCGCAUGUUCUUGGAUUUGAAAUUAGGCUGCAAGAUCAUUUCGCUCAGGUCCUUCGUGGCUGACUUCAAGAGUAGCCACAACAUCAAUGACGUUGGUAGCACCAUUCUUGAUGUGGAAGAGUGUUUAUACCCAGAGGGCUUUGUCAGUUGGACCAAUGCUGGUGGAUCAUAUUUCAUCUCCACACGCAAGUAG